AUGCUGCAGAAGCGGGAGAAGGUGCUGCUCCUGAGGACCUUCCAGGGCCGGACGCUGCGGAUCGUGCGAGAGCACUACCUGCGGCCCAGCGUGCCCUGCAACAGCCCGCUCUGCCCGCAGCCCGCCACCUGCCGCAACGAUGGGAAACUCUUGUCUAGUGAUGUGACUCAUUACAUGAUCCCAGAUUGGAAAGUUGUUCAAGAUUACCUCGAGAUCCUUGAGUUUCCGGAGUUGAAGGGAAUUAUUUUCAUGCAAACGGCUUGUCAAACUGUGCAGCAUCAAAGGGGCCGGAGACAGUAUAACAAAUUGCGAAACCUCCUGAGGGAUGCCCGGCAUGAUUGCAUUCUCUUUGCUAACGAAUUCCAACAGUUCUGCUACCUCCCUCGGGAGAGAGGAGAAUCCAUGGAAAAGUGGCAGACCAGGAGCAUAUACAAUGCAGCCGUUUGGUAUUAUCACCACUGCCAGGAUAGGAUGCCAAUCGUUAUGGUGACAGAAGACGAAGAGGCUAUUCAGCAGUAUGGAAGCGAAACCGAAGGAGUGUUUGUGAUUUCUUUCAAGAAUUACCUGGACAAUUUCUGGCCUGAUUUAAAGGCCGCCCGCGAGCUUUGUGACUCCAUCCUUCAGUCUCGACGGGAAAGAGAGAAUGAGAGUCAGGAGAGCCACGGGAAGGAGUACGCAGAACAUCUUCCCCUGGAAGUGUUGGAAGCCGGCAUUAAAUCGGGACGCUACAUCCAGGUGAGGGUGGUCAUGCGACGCAGAGUGGUGGGCAUCCUUCAGAAGAACUGGCGGGAUUACGUGGUGACAUUUCCAUCCAAAGAAGAGGUCCAAUCUCAGGGCAAAAAUGCUCAGAAAAUCCUAGUUACGCCUUGGGAUUACAGAAUCCCCAAGAUCCGAAUUAGCACUCAGCAAGCAGAAACCCUCCAGGACUUCAGGGUAGUUGUGCGCAUCGACUCCUGGGAGUCAACAUCCGUGUAUCCAAAUGGACAUUUUGUGCGUGUGUUAGGAAGAAUCGGGGAUCUGGAAGGGGAAAUUGCAACCAUCUUGGUGGAAAACAGUAUUUCGGUGGUCCCUUUCUCCGAAGCUCAGAUGUGUGAGAUGCCAGUAAACACACCAGGAAAUCCCUGGAAGGUGAGUCCUGAAGAGGAACGAGAACGUCAAGACUUGAGGAAAACCCAUCUUGUAUUCAGCAUCGACCCGAAAGGCUGUGAAGAUGUGGAUGACACACUCUCCGUCAGAACCUUAGAUAAUGGCCACUUGGAACUUGGGGUCCACAUUGCAGAUGUGACACACUUUGUGGCACCAAAUUCGUAUAUUGACAUCGAAGCCAGAACAAGGGCCACCACUUAUUAUUUAGCAGACCGGCGCUAUGACAUGCUGCCCUCCACGCUCAGCGCCGAUUUGUGCUCUCUUCUGGGAGGCGUUGAUAGGUAUGCUGUAAGUGUCAUAUGGGAAUUGGAUAAAACCUCCUAUGAAAUUAAGAAAGUGUGGUAUGGCAGAACCAUUAUUCGAUCAGCAUACAAACUGUUCUAUGAAGCAGCCCAGGAACUGCUGGACGGAAACUUCAACAUUGUCGAUGAUAUUCCAGAAUUCAGAGACCUGGAUGAGAAGACCAGACAAACCAGGCUAGAGGAGCUAGCGUGGGCCAUUGGAAAGUUGACUGACAUUGCACGCCACGUCCGAGCUAAACGGGACGGUUGUGGCGCCCUGGAACUGGAAGGGGUAGAGGUUCGUGUUCAGCUGGAUGAGAAAAAGAACAUUCAUGACCUCAUCCCCAAGCAGCCCCUGGAGGUCCAUGAGACGGUGGCUGAAUGCAUGAUCCUGGCCAACCACUGGGUAGCCAAGAAGAUCUGGGAGAGCUUCCCGCAUCAGGCCUUGUUACGCCAACACCCUCCUCCACACCAGGAGUUUUUUUCUGAACUGCGAGAAUGUGCUAAAGCAAAAGGCUUCUUCAUAGAUACACGGUCCAAUAAAACACUGGCUGAUUCUCUGGAUAACGCGAAUGACCCCAACGAUCCCAUUGUAAACAGGUUGCUGCGAUCGAUGGCCACGCAGGCGAUGUCUAAUGCACUGUAUUUCUCCACUGGGUCGUGUGCAGAGGAAGAGUUCCAUCAUUAUGGCCUUGCAUUGGAUAAAUAUACUCACUUUACUUCUCCAAUAAGAAGAUACUCAGAUAUCGUAGUACACCGAUUGUUAAUGGCGGCCAUCGCAAAAGAUAAGAAAAUGGAAAUUAAGGACAAUUUGUUCAGCAACAAAGAUCUUGAGGAAUUAUGCAGACAUAUCAACAACAGAAACCGAGCAGCACAGCAUUCUCAGAAACAGUCCACUGAGCUCUUCCAGUGCAUGUAUUUUAAAGACAAAGACCCAGAAAAUGAGGAGCGUUGCAUAUCUGAUGGGGUCAUAUAUUCAAUUAGAACAAAUGGUGUGCUUCUAUUUAUACCAAGGUUUGGGAUUAAAGGUGCUGCUUACCUAAAAAAUAAAGAUGGUUUGGUGAUCUUCUGCGGCCCAGAUGGCCGUUCUGAAUGGAAACCAGGAUCCCUGCAGCGAUUUCAAAACAAAAUCACCUCUACCACAACAGGAGGGGAAUCUGUUACGUUCCAUUUGUUUGACCACGUAACAGUGAGAAUAUCUGUACAGGCCUCCCGCUGCCAUUCUGAUACAAUCAGGCUCGAAAUAAUAAGCAACAAACCAUACAUGUCACCAGAUACAGAACUAUUUCAUCAGAGCUCCCUCUUGCUAAAGAGUGAUUUAGUGAAAGAAGUAACCAGAUCUGUGGAGGAAGCUCAGCUUGCCCAAGAAGUCAAAGUAAACAUCAUCCAGGAAGAUUAUCAAAAAUACUGCCAAACAAAGGGAAGAAGCCUGUACAUGCUUCUAGAAGAGAUAAGGGACCUAGCUCUUCUGGAUGUUUCGAACAGUUAUGGAAUGUGA
Messenger RNA from Puma concolor (puma), 2925 nucleotides. NCBI's taxonomy places the organism in Eukaryota, Metazoa, Chordata, Mammalia, Carnivora, Felidae. The record is from RefSeq and is a predicted model, not a curated record.